AUGAUAUCUAGGGCCCCUGGAAGAACAAAUAUUGCAGUUUCAUUUUCAUGUGAUUUUGUUUAUCCUGUUUCACACCUAAAGGCAAGGACUUACAAUGCAUCCCUCUCCCUAUUGGUGGUGUCUGAUCUUCCCCUGGCACUUGGAGAUCUAAUUACAUGGGAAGAAACAGAAGUUUCACAGCGUGCUGUUUCCAUUGAUGGUGACAAAAUAAAAACAGAAGAGAGCAAUAAUCUUGCUUGCAUUCUAGCCAAAGAUUGCAUCACUGGAAGAGUUGAGAUUGCUUCUUGUGUCCGGGUUGCUGAGGUGGAGCAAAUAAGAAUAACAAACAAGGAGUUUCCAGUCCAUGCAAUCGAUCUUGCUGUUGGUGCAGAAAUUGAACUUUCAACAAGCUAUUAUGAUGCUCCAGGAAACCCCUUUUAUGAGGCAUCUAAUGUUAUUCUCCACCAUGCUGAAACUAAUUCUCCGGAUGUAAUCUCUGUUAACAGUACCCGCGAUACCAACAUGAUUCAUCUAAAGGCAAUGCGACAUGGUAGAGCUCUUCUACGGGUAUCAAUUGACAAUUGUCCUCAGAAAUCGGACUAUAUGCUGAUUUCAGUUGAUGCCCAUGUGCAGCCCCAAAAUACUUUCCUCCUCCAGGGGAGUUCUAUUAACUUCAGUGUAGUAGGUGGGUUUAUGGCUGUGAUGAUCAAGCUUCAGUGUCCAUUUUAUAGUGUUAUAGUUUUACACACUCGAUCUGGACAGGCAGAAGCAGUUGGGGAGGGAUCUACCCAAGUUUAUUUUGAAAGUUCCGAUGUGAAGCUGCAAACGAAAGUCACAGUUCUACCUGGAAGUACUCUUGCUGUGGAUGCUCCAAAGGAGAUGCUGACAAAUGUUCCUUUUCCCUCUCAAGGAUAUAGCUUUUCUGUGAAGUUCAGUGAUACAAAUGACAAGAUCAACACCAUUGGAAGCAGUAAAGGAGCUCCAUAUGACUGUAGGGUAGACCCUUCUUUUGUUGGCUAUGCAAAGCCGUGGGUGGAUAUUGAUACUGGCAGUUCAUUUUGCGUAUUCUUCCCGUACUCUCCAGAGCAUUUGGUCCACACCGCACCCAAGUUGAUGGACAUGAAACCUUAUAUUUAUGUUUCCAUCAAUGCUUCAUUGAAAGAACACAGCCAUGUUUCUGGAUCCGCAUCUGCACUUUUUGUCGGGGGAUUUUCCAUCAUGCAAAUGGGAAAGGAUACGACACAGUUGAAUCUGACACCAGACUCUAACAAGACUAUCAUAACCAUCUUGGGAAAUACAGAUGUUGAAAUCCACUGGCAUGGCCAAGGUUUGUUAAUGAUUAAUCCCAUUCACGAAGAAGGAUUUGGUGCCGCUCGCAGCAUACAGUAUGAGGUAAAAGCAUCGAGUGCCAAGCGAUUCACGGAUAAAAUCAUUGUCACACUCCCGUCUACCGGUCAAAGAGCGGAAUUGGAUGUUAACUAUGAACCGGAUGAGAAACCCUAAACCAAAAGCUACCAUUAAUAUUUAUUUUUGGGCAAAGGUCGUGGGAAGUCUUGCCCUAACAGUAAUCACAGUGAUCGUCGGCUUCAUAUGUUUACCUGAGCGACCUCUUGGAUCAUCUCAGCCAUCAUCCACUCCACAGCCCACUUCAACCAUAUCAGCACCUGUCACGCCCGACUGGAGAAGUCCCCUUCGUUUCGAUGAACAAUCUCCACAGACACCACAACCAUUUGUAGAUUAUGUGAGGAGAACCAUAGACGAGAAUCCGUACUAUCGGCGAGAAGGUAGGAGGAGGUUUAAUCCUCAGAACACGUACUGAAUCUCUAUCAAUUUGGCAUCC
Hibiscus syriacus is the source of this 1819-nucleotide messenger RNA. Its product is annotated as nuclear pore complex protein GP210-like. The transcript has 15 exons. NCBI's taxonomy places the organism in Eukaryota, Viridiplantae, Streptophyta, Magnoliopsida, Malvales, Malvaceae. The record is from RefSeq and is a predicted model, not a curated record. The coding region runs from base 1 to 1482 and encodes 493 amino acids.